Messenger RNA from Morus notabilis, 2538 nucleotides. Its product is annotated as HIPL1 protein. The record is from RefSeq and is a predicted model, not a curated record. The transcript has 11 exons. The coding region runs from base 1 to 2538 and encodes 845 amino acids. Lineage: Eukaryota; Viridiplantae; Streptophyta; Magnoliopsida; Rosales; Moraceae.
AUGACAUCCCUCGAAGACUACCGCCGAAUUAAGAACGGUGAGAUCACAGAAGAAGUCAUCAAGGAAAAUCUUAGAUGGUGUGCGGAAGAGGAGGAAAGAGAAGCAGAUAGCAAAGAAGAGGAAGAGGAAGAAAUGGAAGAAGAAGAAUAUGAAAGCGACAAGUCCUUUUUUCUUCUAGUAUUGUCUCAAGCUCGCAUCACAUAUUCACAUUAUCUGCACGUCCUGAGCAGCAGCGCUAUGCUUCAUGAUGCGGGAAAAUCACCUUUCAUCCCAAAGACCCGUCUUACUUUCUGUCAAUACAAUGGUAGUGCUUGUUGUAACUCCACUGACGAUAGGCAGUUGCAGAAUCAGUUCAGAGCCAUGAAAGUCUCCGAUUCUGGCUGUGCUUCCCUUGUUAAAUCAAUACUUUGCUCGAGGUGUGAUCCUUUUUCCGCAGAGCUAUACAGAGUUGAAUCAGAACAUCGGAAAGUUCCUGUUCUGUGUAACUCCACAGUUUCAGCAGACUCACAGCAAUCUCGGAAUAAUUCAACAGACUUUUGUUCUGAAGUUUGGAACGAAUGCCAAAAUGUGACCUUGGUGAAUUCACUCUUUGCUGAUCCACAAGAUGGAAAGACAGCUAACUCUACUUCCAAGUUAUCGGAUACUUGGAAGUCGAAAAGCGCUUUCUGCAAUGAAUUUGGAGGAUCUUCUGACGAUGAUGGUUUGGUGUGCUUUGAUGGUGAACCAGUGAAACUCAAUAACAGUACUGAAAAUUCAAGCCCCCCAAGUGGCAUAUGCGUUGAGAAAAUUGGCAAUGGAUCUUACCUUAAUAUGGUGGCUCAUCCCGACGGGUCUAACCGCGUGUUCUUGUCCAAUCAACCAGGCAAAAUCUGGUUGGCAACUGUUCCUGGGGAGGGGUCUGGAGAAGAGUUGGUGAUUGAUGACUCAAGCCCUUUUCUUGAUUUAACCGAUGAAGUCUAUACUGAUACCGAGUUUGGUAUGAUGGGAAUAGCUUUCCAUCCAAAGUUUCACAAGAACGGCCGUUUCUUCACCUCGUUCAAUUGCGAUAAGGUCAAAUGGCCGCAAUGUUCAGGAAGAUGUUCGUGUAAUUCAGACGUGGAUUGCGAUCCUUCGAAGCUGAGCUUUGACAAAGGAUCUGAGCCAUGCAGAUAUCACAGUGUCAUUGCAGAGUUCAGUGCUAAUGGUACUAGUGUUAGACCACAAGAAGUUAGGAGAAUAUUCACAAUGGGACUUCCAUUUACUUCACACCAUGGCGGGCAAAUACUAUUUGGACCAAAAGAUGGCUACUUGUACUUCAUGAUGGGAGAUGGUGGAGGUAGAGGUGACCCUUACAACUUCUCACAGAACAAGAAAUCCAUGCUUGGAAAGAUCAUGAGACUUGACAUAGACAACAUACCAAGUGCAACAAGAAUUGCUGAAUUAGACCUAUGGGGAAAUUAUUCAAUUCCUGAAGAUAAUCCAUUUUCUGAAGACAAGGAAUUGCAACCUGAGAUUUGGGCUUUAGGAUUUAGAAAUCCAUGGAGAUGUAGCUUCGAUUUAGAAAGGCCUUCUUACUUCCUCUGUGCGGAUGUUGGACAGGAUGUAUUUGAAGAGGUUGAUAUAGUUACCAAAGGAGGAAACUACGGAUGGCGUGUUUACGAGGGUCCUUUUCUAUACAAUCCGCCAACAUCUCCUGGAGGAAACACAUCUUCUAGCUCCAUUAACCCAAUUUUCCCCGUAAUGGGAUACAACCACUCUGAUGUCAACAAAGCUGAAGGAUCUGCUUCCAUCACAGGCGGCUACUUUUACCGCUCUACGAUCGAUCCUUGCUUGUAUGGAAGAUACCUUUAUGCGGAUUUGUAUGGCGCCGGCAUAUGGGCGGGAACAGAAAGUCCUAAAAAUAGUGGGAAUUUCACAAGUAGUAAACUUAACAUCAGUUGUGCUCAGGACUCUCCUAUUCCAUGCAGUGAUGAAGCUGGAAGCGCUGGCUUUUCACCUGGUUUCAUAUUCUCCUUUGGCCAGGAUAACAGAAACGACAUCUUUAUGCUGGCUAGUAGUGGUUUGUAUAGGGUAGUAAGGCCUAGUCGCUGCAACUAUACUUGCGCCACUGAGAAUGUCAGUCGUCUUGCUCCUCCGAAAUCCGGUCCUUCUCCUUCUCCUUCUGCUUCCACCUCAACCAGUAUAAGGGAGAAGCAAAGGUGGAGGCUAAGCCAGCGAUGGGUGUGCAGAGGGAGGGGAAGUGAGUUGGUGUCGACUGAUUUGGGAGGGGUUGGGGCGAAGAGGGCCAGCAAUGACGUUGUCGGAGGAGCAGUGACGGCGUGUGGGCGGGGGAUAGGGGCCUGCGACAGAGUGGGGGAAGGGGGUUUCGGCAACCAUGGUAGGGAUGGGAAAGCUCCGGCGAUGAGUUUGAUGGCGGGUUGUUCGGCAUCUAUGGCGGUGAUGGGGGAACUCCGGCAACGGCAACGAGCUUGGACAGUGGCUGUGAUGGAGGUGCUCGGCAACUACGACAGGGAGGAGGAGAUGCUCAGUGGUGGUAAACUGCACUGGGUGUGUGGGUAA